Messenger RNA from Fraxinus pennsylvanica, 333 nucleotides. NCBI's taxonomy places the organism in Eukaryota, Viridiplantae, Streptophyta, Magnoliopsida, Lamiales, Oleaceae. The record is from the annotation of a GenBank genome assembly.
AUGGGGCUGUUGGGAAGUUUUGUGUGGGUGCAGAACUAUGGGAAGAAGCAAUGCAGAAGGCUGUUCUGGAAAAUGAGAGCAGCAACAAUAAAGGCAGUCAAGAACAGAGGCAAACAGCAAGUCAAGUUCCAGUAUGAUCCUUCCAGUUAUGCUUUGAAUUUUGAUGAUGGUUCUCAACAAAUGGGAAGUGCUUUUCACCAGCCUAAAUUUCAGGACUAUCCAAAGAAUACUAUCUGGAUUUAUGUUAUCUGGGUGGAAAAUGGAAAUGGAGCCAUAGAAAUUAUGAGUUGUCAUCUGCCAAUAAUGUCUACACACAGCAUUUUUAAGGAGUAG